Molecule: messenger RNA, 2643 nt
Organism: Kockovaella imperatae
Lineage: Eukaryota; Fungi; Basidiomycota; Tremellomycetes; Tremellales; Cuniculitremaceae
Exons: 8
Coding region: 102-2606 (834 amino acids)
Biological process (GO): mitotic G2 DNA damage checkpoint signaling; mitotic DNA replication checkpoint signaling; DNA replication initiation
Source: RefSeq, a predicted model, not a curated record
AUAUCAUUCAACUGAUAAUCAUCUACAUCGACUCCACACUCCAGCCACUUGUGUGCCAUCGCUCCAUCGAUAGAGCUGGACGUUUCUAGCUGGAACGCAGAAUGUCUCGCCGUGGGCAUCUCUCCCACAAGGUGCCUAAUGUAAAGCUGCGACCAGCUCCUGCGCCUGGGUCGAAUGACCCAGCACGCAAGAUGAGACAACUUUCUCCAGAUAUGUGGAAAGAGACGUACGGAUAUGGGCAGGAUGAGGAUGAAUCGGGCCCGGUGGAGACAGGAGAGAGCUCUAAACCAUGGCAAGAUGUCGUCAUUACCAUAACAGGGCAAGAGGACAAGGUCCACCUGUCCAGCCUUAUUCGCGAGCUUGGCGGUACGGUCGAGAGUGCAUUGACUGUUCGCGUCACGCAUGUCAUUGCCUCUGCUCAUAAUUCUGCCAAAUACGUGUAUGCUGUGGAACAUCGCAUACCGGUCAUGACCCCUGAGUGGGUUCUGCAUUCUCACAGUCGGUACAUACAUGCCGAGGAUGUGAAUCUCGACGACGACAUGGAUCGAUUCCGGCUUCUCCCUUUCAUCGGUCUGACGAUUGCCAUGUCUGGCAUCGAGCCAUUGGACAGACGGCGCCAGAUCGUCCAGUACAUCAACGAUAAUGGAGGAAUAUAUAACAAAGAUCUCGGACGAGGAUGCACACACCUGAUAGCUGCGAAGGGAACGACUGAGCCUGGUCAAUCGGAGAAGAUAAAAUGGGCCGUGAAGGAGAAUCUAGACAGGCAACGGAAACGGAAAAAAUGGAAAGUCCAAUCGGAUGAUAUCAACAUUGUCUACGAAGAGUGGAUAUGGGACUGCGUAGGGUUCAGGGGGAGGUUCCCAGAAGCAAAAUACGAUGCCAGUCAGCCUAGACCAAAAGCGAAGGUCGAAGCCGAGAAUGUGCUCGACGGCACUGCUUUUAAGGAGGUUAAGGCUGACGCUGUGCCUUUGGAUCAAAAAGAAGAGGAGCUGCCUGCAGUCGUUCGCAAACGCAAAGGAGCUACCGGAGGACCAGCAGCAGGGGAAAUGGCUGCUGUUAUCCUAUCUUGCGCCAAGAAGCCCAAAAUGGAUACGAAGCGCGCUGAGAACGACGACACGGAGCAAGGGUUCUCGGUCCAGACUAAUGGAGCUGAAGUUGGCACUUCCACAAAGACCGCGGCUGCUUCCGUAGCCGAAGUUGAUAGGGACGAGCUGCGAGACGAUACGCGCUGGAAUCAUCACUCGAGAGCAGUGGAACAGGAGCGAAAGCCUUCGGUCCUGACGAUGCCUCGGACGAGCUCGUUUGCGCCUUCGUCAGCCUUGGCAGGACCGUCGAAAAUUACCAUGGCACAAAUGUCCACGACGAACCAGAUAGAGGCAUCGACAGCGGAUCCACCGAAGACAGGCGAGGUCCCAAUCGCUACUCCCCGUAUUUUUGACGGGCUGCGAUUCAGCCAUGUCAUCCAGGAGAAUUGCGAGAGUCUAGAGAAGGCUCUUGUUGGACAUGGUGGAAUGCUAGUGUCGGAGACUGAGAGACUGGCUGGAGCUCAGGUGGACUACAUAAUUGUCAGAUUGAACUCGUCAAUUCGACCCGAGAUCAGCUCUUCCCCCAACCAGCCGACACUCGUUACUGAAUGCUGGAUCGAAGGCUGUUGUUUCGAACGUCGCAUGGUCUCCCCGGAUGAUCAUCUUGUCUUUCGGCCCCUGCCUGCCACUCUUCCGAUACGUGGAGCGAAUGACUUCAACAUCCAUCUCAGCGGGUUCAGUACGUCGGAGACAGUAUAUCUGAAGCGUCUACUCCGAGCUCUUGGUGCUCGACACUCUCUCAAAGUCUCCCGAGAGACAACACAUCUCGUCUCCCCGAUCCUCAAGUCUCGCAAAGUGGAUAUUUGCCUAGAAUGGGGUAUCCCCGUCGUCAAAGAUUCUUGGCUGUUCACGAUGGGCAAAUCAGGCGUUAUGGAAUCACACGAGUCUCAUACGCUUGUGGGCCCUCUCACACCGGGCCAGAGGACUUCCAACGCGCUUAUGUCGGAAAUGUUUGGGACGCCCGAUGUGGAUCUCGAUUUCUCCGGCAUAAAAAGCUCGACACCAAAGGCUGCAUUUCUCAACAAGGCCGCCGAGGUCAAACCUUCCUCGUCGUCGCCAAUGUCCGUCAUCUCCCAGAAUCGAUUGCUUAAGCUCACGCCGACCCAUAUUGAUGGUAUGGAUGGCGGGGUACGGUCAGCUGGAUCCAGCGACUCGAUGGCGGAAUCACUCCCAUUAUCUGCACCUGGACCAGAGCGUGAACGUGCUUUGAACAAGGCUUCUUCAGCUUUCGAGAUCAAGAACGACACUGUGGAAAGCAAGCUUUCCCGGACAAGCUCUGCGCCUCCCAUUGGGUCGAUCAAGGAGACUGCACCUGAAGCGGCCAAGCGAUCGCCUUCGGUGGGCGGAAGUCCAGCUGGAGUUGGGCCUGGGACUGGUAUGACUGAAGUUUUGAGGCAGAUGGCUUCGAAAGGAGAUGUCACGCCGAGGGAUAGGACAAAGUCUAUCCGUCGACCACGGACAGGCACGGGCUCCAGGCUCAAGGUGAGGCAUUCAUUCUUCCCUGCGGAAUAUACAAGCUGAGAAAUACACCUAGUCCUCAGUCACUGUCGGCUACACA